This is a messenger RNA of Symbiodinium sp. CCMP2592, 4968 nucleotides long. NCBI's taxonomy places the organism in Eukaryota, Dinophyceae, Suessiales, Symbiodiniaceae. The record is from the annotation of a GenBank genome assembly.
AUGUGGCCCCCACGUGCUUGCCACGACGGCCGGCUCUCAUGGCUCCAUGGCUUGGGCAUGGCCAUGCUGUUGUGCUCAUCCUCGGCGUUUAUGUGCUAUCCUGAGUACUCCUUCUCCUGGUGUGACAACACCACAGAGGCCUCCUGUGUCCACAACUAUGCGUUUUCAGUGGGCCACUUCCAAAGGAAGCUCUUGGGCUACUAUCAGCAAAACCAGCGCCCUCCGGUGAUGGAGGCUCGGCCUUCCCAUCCUUUGGCCGUGAAGCCACAGCAUCUGUGGCUGAUCCGCAGUUGUGCCCAUUGGACGGAUCCAGAAAGCCUUUCUCGCUUGGCGUUGGCAUCCAAGCAGCUACAACAAGCAGAUGCGGAGGAGCAUUGGAUGACUUUGGCUUCACACCUGGUGCUGCGACCGCUUCACCUUGACACUGAAGUUCGGCCUUUCAGCGAGGUUUCUACAGGCACUUCACCGAAGGAUCCCAGGAAUGCCGAAGAUGCCAAGGAUGCAACCCUGAAGAUCAAGAUCUUGCAGGUGUACUAUCCUGUGUUCCAGGUGAGGAACCGAGUUCGCAAACUUUGGAAGAGCAUUGAGACUCUGUGGGAAACGAUGCUUCCUGAGGCCUUAGAUAGCUUGCUUCCAGGGCUCACAGAACAGGAAAUUGAAGAACUUGAAGAACGCUUGGGCUGCCAAUUUCCAGAGGAUUUGGCCGAGAGCUUGAGAGUGCAUGAAGGUAUGACGGAAUCGGGGCACAGAAAAGGCCAAUUCCUACUAGAGUUGGAUCGAGAAGACGUUUACGCCUUUUCCACUGUUUGCCUUCGUGCUGCCCGAGACUUACCUGACCUGGUCGAGGAUGCUAAGAGUAGCGCCGGAAAGAUUCCGCAGGUUCCAAGGUACGAUGUCCGAGACUUUGAGCGAUUCGCACGCUCUGAUGACGUUUCAUUGACUGCCAUGGCCUACGUGGCGGAAAGCCCCUUCGGCGACAGCAACUGGUUACCACUUUUUGCAAGCGAUGGUCCCUAUCCAAAGCGUCGAAAGCUGGAUCCGCGAUCUCAAAAUGUUCUUAUAGCCUUUCCUCACCGUGGUCGUGUGACACUGCUUGAGUCAAUCGGCCAGUGUGAGCAGCGUCCAAAACGUCGGCAUCACACGGGCCAGUCGUUGGAUCGUUCUGGAGCCGUUGGCUUUUUGAAGAUCUACCACCGCGAUGGUCCCACCUGGUAUGGUCAUGCCACAUGCUUCGAGGACUUUCUGCGGGAGAGCCUGGAGAUGUUGCAGGCCAUCCAGUUUGCGUGGUCAAAGCCAUGUUCCUGCGAGGCAGAUUGGAUUGGAUGGCAGUGUCCCCAGUGCAAACGGAUUGUUGGAGAAUCCUUCAGCGAAGCCUUGGACCGUGUCCUUCCACUGCUCAAUGAACCUCCACCCCGCAGUCAGCGCACCUUGAACCGCUACUCUUGGUGGGCAUCCGUGGUGAGGAACACGUCUACAUACUUCCCGCUGACGCCAUGGCGAAGAACGGUGCCGGCCGGGGCGAUGCUUAUUGCUGCAUGGGUAGCGCUACUUCUUGCUGGGAUACUUCCGAGUCUGUCACUGCCUGAGAUUUUACAAUGUCAGGGAAAUUGGCGUCGCUUUCGCGGUCGUCUCUAUCGAGUUUCGAGCGUCCCGGCAGCCUCGAACAGGGAGGUGGCCGUGGUUCUGGGGGAUGUUUCCCUGCUUGUGGAAGACUUCAGGGAAGAGCUGGGGGAGGAGGAAGACUGCCCUUUGGGCCAGGUGGCCUUGCACCUGGCACAAGCUCUGCCUGCAGGUUCCCCGAGUUUGGGUGACAUGGGUGGGACAGAAGCCUCGGAAGAGCUUCUAGAGCUGCUGGGCCGGGACUUCCAUGUAUUGCAGGCCUUCGGCUGGAACACAGUCGUACGAUCUGGGUGGCCUGUGUUUCAGCUGCUGUACCUGCUGUACCGAUGUGUGCAAAGCCACUCUAGGGAUGACCCUUGCAUAAACUCUGACGGAUAUGCCUGGAGAUUGCAGCAAAGAUUGCUCCAGCGACCAAGCACGGAGGAGCUGGGCCUCAUGGCAGCCAGCUGGGCUUUCCUUGCUAGUGAGGAGGCCAGGGAGUGCCAGCUUGUGGCAUCAGCUGCCCUUUUGGCCAUGGCUUGGAUUAGACUUCCUGUCUAUGAUGUCGAAAGUGACGGACUCGUCGGUGUAGCGCAGAAGCGGACCGGCGUUUGGGACCUGCUGACAGCUGCGGCAGGCCACCCGUUGCCACUGGCAGCUGCGCGCCUGUCGGCUGGCUACCAGCUAUCGAUCCAUCUGGGCCAGGUGGAGUCUACCAAGCUGCCAGAACCUGAGGAGAUGUGGGUGCAAGUCUUCAGCCUCGUUCAUGUGAGACUUCGGCGAACGGUGCGAUUGGCUGAAGCCAAGCAGGCCGAAAACACUGGGGCAUCCGCAGACAGGAAGGCCUCGCCGAGCGCAGCUGACAAUCGGCUUCAUGACAUUCUCGUCGAAAUGGACCUUGGAAAACUGCGUGAGGUCGCCAAACAGGUCUUCCCCGAAACAAACUGGGCUUCAAAGACUCGAGCACGCAUCGUGACGAGGCUGACGGAGCCUGAAUUCAUCAAGCAGACCAGACAGCUGCUCCUGCCAGACGAAGAUGAGAUUCCGCGCAUCAGUCCAGCGGCUCUUCAAGAUCUCGAGUUCCACUUGGAAGCAGUCACGGCGAAGAACUUUCCCAAGGGCGUGGGUCAAGCCCGGUCUCAGCAGGUCGGGGCUGCUGGGGAGACCAUGGUAACGAGCGACGCAGAGCAAGAAGCGCUUCAGAUCUGUGAUGUUCGUAUGCCAUUGACGAAGAAGGCAAAGCGGCGCGCCUUGCAGUCCCUGCAGGUUGGUGCAGAGGAGUUCGGGACCGUCGUGGAAGUCUCCCUAAAUGAUGGCCUGCGAGUGGACAUUGGCGCGGAGAUUGACGUUUUGGUGCCCCUAUCGAUCCAGGGCCAGGAAAAGGCGCCAGCGAAAGUUGCAGAGAACUAUCCGCUGGAGUCGGAACUCGUGGUGAAGAUCGAGGAAGUCUCCACAGAUCCUGCUCGAAGAUUUCCUGUGAUUGCCAGCCUUAAGACGGAACCUUUGCAGUCUCUAGAGCAAGCUCAGACUGCUUUACGGCCGCAUGGAGGGGCAUCUGAUAGAUCUCGAAGCGAAGGGGUGGAGCUCUCGCAGGUGGAUGAUUGGCAGCCGGCAGGUCCAUUGGAAGUUCUUGAAGAGCUCGAGGAGCUUCCAUUGCGACCACCUCCGGAAGUGUUGCGGAGCCUGGGGCGGAACCGACAGCUCCAGGAUAUCGAGGUGCCGGAGGCCAUGCGGCCCCCGACCCCAGAAGUCUCAGAUUCGGCACGCGAAGCCUGGACCAACUUCGCAGAGAAUCGAGCAGAGGAGCUGAGGUGGGAAUUGCGAUGCCGCGACCGUCUUGCGACGGACUUGCUGGUCGUUGAAGCAGAUAUUCUUCGGGGCCGAUCGCCAUCCAUCCCUCUUGGACUCCUGGGUCUGACGGUCAUGGAGGACGGCAGGAGAUACAUGCUGCCUCAACCCGACGGAGACAGUUUGAGGUUCUCGGUCCACGAGGAGGAGGACCUGCACAGCAUGAUUGAGUCGUGCCGGGCACGCUGGGCAGCCGAGGCGGUAGAACCAGAGACAAGGCAGAAACUGGCGCUGUAUUUCGCCUGCGCUGAUGCCUGGCAUGCGCGCAUGGUGCAGGCUGCGGAAGCCGUGGAGAUUCAGAGACUGGGGUGGGGACGCCAGACAGAGGAUGAUGAUGAUGACAGCCUGGCACUGGCAGUUGAAGAGAUGAUUGCCAAAACGCCAGAGCUUCAAGACCAGGCAUCGAUGGAAGGGGAGUAUCUCCUGAAUGAGCUUGACGAGACCGAGUUGGCGAACCUUGCGAACCUAGGGUACUUGUAUCUCACAUGCUUGAGAGUCCUCUCUUUAAAGGAGGUGAUCCCCGAGCAUUCGCACCUGGAGGUGGAUUUUGGUGCGAUUGAGCCGACCUGCUUGGCACAUGCGUUGCUGAACCUCAUUGCUGCAGUGGACUUGCCGGACUUCGACAUUGUUUUAAAUCAUGGUGACCUACCACUGCUGAGGAAAGAGCAUGAGAAACCACCUUUCUACGGGCCCAUGGACAAAGAGGCCAGGACCCCUGCUCCUCUCUUCAGCAUCUGUGCGUCAGAAGAUUUCUGGGAUAUCCUUUUCCCCAAUGUAUGUCGACCAGCGCUGGUUAACAUGUCACGCAUGUCUGCGAUACCUUGGGAAGAAAAGACGCCUGCAGCAUUCUGGCGGGGAACAGACCGUGGUGCCGUGAAUUGGGCCGUGGAUCUGCAAGACAUGUAUCGCGGCUCUCCCAGGAAGCGCUUCCUGGAUACAUGGUCGGAGAAUCCAAACUUUGACUUGGCCUUUUUGGAGGAUGACCUGCUAAAUGCGACUGUGGUCAACACUGACCCGAGCUUCGUCCCUCUUGACAAGUGGCCGCGCUGGCGAUACUUGUUGGACCUUCCAGGAAAUGGCUAUUCCGGCUCCCUCAAGCAGAAGCUAACCACGACUUCUGCAGUGCUCAUGAUGCAGAACGUGAAUGUUGCGGGAUCUCAGCCGGUGUAUGAGCACUACCACGGUGGCUUACAGGAUGGAGUUCAUGUCUUGGUCGUCACCAUGAACGAUGCCGGGCAGAAGGUGGCAUGGGCGCAGCAACAUGACGACCAAAUGAAGGAGAUGGUCGGUAAUGCAAACAGGUACAUGGAAGAUGUGCAGAAGCUGACCCAGUGCUACCUCUGGCUCCUCAUCAAGCGAUUCGCAUCGCUCCUCAGGUACAAGCCACAGCGGGAGCAAACAAGUACCUUCAGCAGCCGGGCGUCUGUGCGCACUAUGAAGGUUCAUCGGCGACCCCUGAGGAAGGAGGCCGCGGCCUUCAAGAAGACUUGUGAGGAGCUUCUUGCAAACAGCGAGGAGUAA